AUGUCCAGCAAAACCGCAGUCCUGACCUCCAAGGCACCCAAGCCUCUUCCCGGCAUCUACAGCCAAGCCAUCGUAGCCAAUGGCUUCGUCUACUGCUCAGGAGCCAUCGCCAUGGACCCUUCCGGCAAGAUCAUUGACGGAGACAUUGCAGCUCACACUCAUCAAUGCAUCAAGAACCUCACCGCAGUGCUCGAAGAAGCAGGCACUGACAUCAACAAAGUCAUCAAAGUCAAUGUGUUUCUGGCUAGUAUGGAUGACUUUGCAAAGAUGAAUGAGGUGUACAAGACUUACUGGGGGGAUGUGAAGCCUAGCAGGACAUGUGUGGCUGUCAAGACUUUACCCAUGGGUACUGAUGUUGAGAUUGAGUGUGUUGCUGUGCUAUAG
Molecule: messenger RNA, 384 nt
Organism: Aureobasidium namibiae CBS 147.97
Lineage: Eukaryota; Fungi; Ascomycota; Dothideomycetes; Dothideales; Saccotheciaceae
Product: putative L-PSP endoribonuclease family protein
Exons: 3
Coding region: 1-384 (127 amino acids)
Cellular component (GO): cytosol; mitochondrion
Molecular function (GO): deaminase activity
Source: RefSeq, a predicted model, not a curated record